AAUUUCAAUCUUUUCAUCUUUACUAACUAGUUCUUUCUUCCUCCUCCUCCUCCUAAUUGUUUGUUUGCGAUUUGGUUUAAUGAUGGCCGGUGAUCCAGCGACACUUCCACCGGGGUUUCGCUUCCACCCGACUGAUGAGGAACUCAUCUUGCACUAUCUUCGUAAUCAAGCUGUCAGUCGACCGUGCCCGGUUUCCAUCAUCGCCGAGGUUGAUAUCUACAAGUGUAAUCCAUGGGACCUCCCUGCCAAGGCAAGGUUUGGAGAGCAAGAGUGGUACUUCUUUAGCCCGAGAGAACGCAAGUACCCGAAUGGAGUGAGGCCGAAUCGGGCCGCAGCAUCGGGCUAUUGGAAGGCGACCGGGACCGACAAACCCAUUCGGUCUAGCCGGGGAGAUGGACACAUCGGGGUCAAGAAGGCCCUUGUGUUUUAUAAGGGAAGACCGCCCAAGGGGCAUAAGACAAAUUGGAUCAUGCAUGAGUAUCGACUUGCAGAGGCCCGACCGAGCAACACCUAUCGGCCCCCAAAGUUCUCUAACACUUCCAUGAGGCUGGAUGAUUGGGUGCUGUGCAGGAUCUACAAGAAACACAGCCACCAGGAGCAAACACCUUCUCCGGUGGAUGAAGAACAGGAACAAGAAGAGUUCAUCGACACGAUGAGGAACGAUCGCGGCAACACAUCGAACUUUGAGAUCGCCAACAGGCACCAAUCGGGCGGUCUCCAGUUGCAGAAAUCACUAUCGGUUUCAGACUUCCUCGAGGGCAUCGGAGCUGCCCACAGCCUGUUCGACACUUUGCCUGAACUAAUCCCCAACCCUUGCAUGAACCAGCAGCUCCUGUUGGCUGAACCAAAGCAGAGAACCAGCGAAGAGUCAUCUUCCUCCAUCUCUGCAAAUUCCACUCUGAUGCAGAACAGUAAUUCCACUACCGAUGCAGAAGAAAUCCAAUUCAAAGAUGAAUUCUCUGUGCUGAACCAGAGGUUCUUCUUUAACCAGCAGCUACUGCUCAACCCUUACUCGGGAUUGCAUUGAGUUGCUCUUCAAAUGAUCCAAGAGAAAAAAAAAACCAUAAGAAGAAAAUGGAUGGGGAAAAAAAAUUGUAUUUUUAUAUACUUUUCGGAAGGAAUUCGAGUUUUUAGCUGUUUCACAGUUUACAGUAUAUAUUUCGAAACAGACACUUCCACGAUUUAGAACCGACAGAAUAUCAACCCUUAACCUUCAAAAA
Messenger RNA from Zingiber officinale, 1220 nucleotides. RefSeq names its product NAC transcription factor 29-like. The transcript has 3 exons. The record is from RefSeq and is a predicted model, not a curated record. Gene Ontology annotation, molecular function: DNA binding. Lineage: Eukaryota; Viridiplantae; Streptophyta; Magnoliopsida; Zingiberales; Zingiberaceae. The coding region runs from base 80 to 1027 and encodes 315 amino acids. Gene Ontology annotation, biological process: regulation of DNA-templated transcription.